This is a messenger RNA of Nelumbo nucifera (sacred lotus), 1536 nucleotides long. NCBI's taxonomy places the organism in Eukaryota, Viridiplantae, Streptophyta, Magnoliopsida, Proteales, Nelumbonaceae. The record is from RefSeq and is a predicted model, not a curated record.
AUGGUGUUGGAGCAGAACAAGAAUAUGGAAACUCCAUCACACAAAGCAUGUCUGAAAGGACAUCUCAAUGUGCUAGAACUAUUGUUACACACUGAUCCCUGGGUUGCAUCUUUAGUAAACCGUUACCAGGAAACUCUGAUUUUUGUGGCUACUAGGCGGGGACACGCCCAUGUAGUGAAGCAUCUCUUGAACAACUUUCCAGAAAUUCUGCCAUUGGAAGAAGAUAGAUUUACAACGUCUCUUCAUGUUGCAGCGUCGGAGGGGCAUACAGAGAUUGUUAAGAGCAUAAUUGAGGUACGCCAAGACUUUGCAUGGGGAAAGGACAUUCAAGGAUGCACUCCCUUGCACUUGGCUUGUAACAAUGGUCACUUAGAGAUAACGAGAGAGCUUUUAAGGCUUGACCCAGACCUCUCUUGCUUGCAAGAGCAAGACAAUGGUGGUAGAACACCACUCCAUUUGGCAGCWAUCAGAGGGCAAGUCAACAUCCUUGAUGAAAUCCUCUCAGCAAGUCAAGAACCGGUCAAUAUACUGACGGCUGGACGAGAAACAGCUCUACAUCUUGCUGUCAAGAACAACCAGUUUGAUGCCACAAAAUUUUUGGUAGAGAAAGUGAACAUCAUUGACCUUGUAAACUUUCCCAACAAGGAUGGUGACACCAUCUUACAUCUUGCAAUGGCUAGGAGACUCUAUAGGUUAAAAGUGCCUACCCUAGAAGCCUUUAAUACUUGUGUUCAUGGGAUGAUUUCAAGCAUAAACUUGACCGAAAUGGACUCUAAUAUGCUUGUAAUUUACAAUAUCAAGAGAGUUGGGAGAUAUGGAGAUUGUCAUGCUGUCAAUGCUGUCAACCACAAAGGACUAACUGCUUUGGAUGUAUCACUUAGAGAAGCCGGUGGUAAGAUGUGCAGCAAAUUGUCACUUGAAUCUCCUCAAAUCCCACAACUUAGUAGACCACUGGAGCCCACAGAGUUAAUUGGCUUAACUACCCAAGCCCACAAUUGGCAGAGCGAAUUGUUACAAUCAAGCAGAUCACUCUUGAAAAGACAAGCAAGUGAAAUAUCUGAAACACCAUCAAUGGGUGAACUUGAAACCCUUCGAUCCGGAGGGUUAAUAUCUAGAACCACAGGGCCUAUCCAAAGCAAAUUGGAAGGACAAGGAGUCUACUAUCCUUGUCAGAAGGAGCUUAACCUCCACAUAGAGGGAUUACAGAAUGAUCGAAACACAAUAACUAUUGUUGCUGUUUUAAUAGCUAGUGUCACAUUUACUGCUGGUUUCAACCCUCCAGGCGGUGUUUAUCAAGACGGGCUGCUAAUUGGGAGAUCAACAAGGGGAAGAUCAAUUCUUUUUAAGGUCUUCAUGAUCUGCAACAAUUUAGCACUAUUUUUGUCACUUGGGAUUGUGAUUGUACUAGUCAGUGUUGUCCCCUUCACACGUAAGUCAUUAACGAAACUCUUGGCAUGGAACCACAAGGCGCUCUGGUUAUCUGUAUCAUUCAUGGCCAUGGCUUACAUGGCAGGCUCGUGGAUAAUCAUACCAUAA